Messenger RNA from Pyrgilauda ruficollis (rufous-necked snowfinch), 2408 nucleotides. RefSeq lists its product as uncharacterized. The coding region runs from base 715 to 1725 and encodes 336 amino acids. The record is from RefSeq and is a predicted model, not a curated record. NCBI's taxonomy places the organism in Eukaryota, Metazoa, Chordata, Aves, Passeriformes, Passeridae. The transcript is spliced from 2 exons.
GGCCUGCAGGCUCUCUGCCUGUUCUCCAGACUGUAGAAAUAGACUCAACUUGGGAAAAUCAAUUACCAAUCAAAAUCAGAGCAGGAUGAUGAGAAGUAAAACAAAUUUUAAAAACACUUCCCCUCCCUCCCUUUCCUUUCUGGGCUCUCCAUCCUCCCAAGGAGAUAGGGAAUGAGGGCCAUGGUCCGUUCAUCACACGCUGUUUCUGUCCCUGCUCAGGGAGAGGGGUUGUAGUCCUUCCCCUGCUCCAGUGUGGGGUCCCCUCCCACAGGAGCCAGUGCUCCAUGAAAUUCUCCAGCAGAGUCCUUCCCAUGGGCUGCAGUUAAAUCUUUUAUCCCCGAGGUGUCACCACCAUCUUUGCUGGGCUCAGCCUUGGCCAGCAGUGGUUGCAUCUUGAGCCGGUGGCAUUGGCUCUGUUGGACGUGGGGAAAGUUUUGGCAAUUUCUCACAGAAGCCACCCCUGUAGCCCCCUUGCUGUCAAAACCUGGCCAAGCAAGCCCAACACACCUGACAACUGCAUUGGGUGAUGCAGGGCCUCAUGGUGCCCUUGGGCCAUUGUGACAUGCAGGGCCUCAUGACACCAGGGGCCAUUGUGACACAGCAGGGCCACAUCCUCCCCAUGGGGUGUUUAAGGAGCCUCUCUGGGGUACCAACUCAAGCAGAACACCUUGCUGAUGAAGUAGCAGCUUCCAGGACACCUGUGGAAAAGUAGCCAUGGAGGAGCAGAACCCCAGUCCCCAGAGCCCCAAGGAGAGGCACCAGCUGAGAGAUGGAGGGAGAGGCCAACAGGAGGAUGGCACCAGGCAUACCAGGACCCUGCCCAGGCAGCUGCCUCCAUCCCACAGCUCCUCCUCCUGCCCACAUCUGCGGCAGCCUCGGGGCAGCCAGGGCCGGUCCCUGCACCGGCUGACAUCGCCCCGCAGCUCCCAGGGCCGGUCCCUAACCCGGCUGACAUCGCCCCGCAGCUCCCAGGGCAGCCAGACCUGGUCCGUGCCCCGGCUGACAUCCCGCAGCUCCCUGAGCUCGGGGGGCACCGGGAGCCGUCUCAGCCCGGACGAGGCGGGCCGGGAACAAGGCCCGCAGGGGCGCGAGUCCCGCCCUGGUGGCUCCUCGCAACCGGCCGCCCUGGGCAGCAGAGCCGCAGCCCGCGGCCAGCACCGCCCCGUGAGGAGCCGCCGGGCCUGCAGCGGCCCGGGGGGGCCACAACUGGUCUCCAUAAGGAAACCAGUUCCUGACCCACAGAGAAAGGCCUCUCACCAUAUGGAUCAGGAAACCCAGACUGAGACCUGGGCACAAGAGGCAGGUUCAGCUGUUCAAUAUGCCGAGCAGGAGACACAGACAGAUACUGUGGCAGAAAAAGAGAAAAAUUCAGCUGCUCCCCUCAUGGCUGACCAGGAGACAGAAACUGAGACUCCAAUACAAGAGAAGAGUUCUGCUUCUCCUCAAAUCACUGAUGAGUGGACACAGACCAAGAGCCACAGCUCUGCCCCCUGCACAGGCACUGAGGCCCUGGCUCACCAGCAGCCACCCUCCCUGCUCUGCAGGGCAUUCUGCCACUCCUGCACGGCUGGACAGCCUCAUGCUGCCAGCACCCUCUGGGAUCUCAGGGACAGCCGCUGCUCCAGGCAGCCACUAUGGCCUGAGCACAGCACACCAGAGAGAUGGGGAUGGACAGCACUGCCACCCUACUCUUGGCCAUGGCUCAUUGAGAUGAACCAGUUUUGAUAAAACAUUUAAUUUCUCUAAUCGUGCCCACCUGUGCCUGGUCUGUCAGGAGAAAGUUGGCUGCAGGUGAGGCCUCUGCAGAGCAGGAGAGCCCCUGAGCUCCUCCAGCCAAGCAGAGCCCAUGCCCUUGGCCUCUGCCAGGCUUCAGGUGUUCCAGCUCCUCUGGUUGAGAUCCCUGGGCUGGUGCUGAUGGCCAGCCCCCAGCAGAACCCUGUCAGCUCCCUCCCACCUACCUGCUUCUAAGUGAACAUUUCAGAUCACUCAUUUGGUAAGUUUUCCCUAUGGCUGCACCUCCUUAGGUUCACAAGGAACCUCCCCAGUAUGGGAGCACUUCUCCCCUCUCUUUUUAAGGCCUGCUUUGACUGCUCCUGUAUCACUUUGGGGAGUUCCUCUUGGUGGUGUGUGGACAAAGCUUUCCUCCUAGUCUUGUCAUCAUGGCAUUCCUGCUGUCCUUCCUAAAGAAACAAAAAUACAGCACUGCCCUGAGUGCCCUCUGCUCCCACAGAGGUGAGUAAAGCCAGCCAGGGACCAACUGCCCCAUGGAUGGGCUGGGGGUACUGGGACCAGACAGGGCUACCCUGACAUCUGUGUUUGGGUAUCGCUGGGCUUGGCUGCAGAGUUCCCAGCACCAGGGCCAGGCAGGAAGCUGGGAGGAGCAGUGGAGUCUCCCUGUUUUUCCAGCU